AUGACCACUCUGGCGACGGCGGCCACGGCGGCGUGGACAAGGGAGGAGGACAAGGCGUUCGAGAACGCGGUGGCGGCCGCCGCGGCGCCGCCGGCGGACGGGCCGCCUGAUGAUGGCUGGUUCACGGCGCUCGUGGCGAGCGUGCCGGCGCGGACGGCGGAGGAGGUGCGGCGGCACUACGAGGCGCUGGUGGAGGACGUGGCCGCCAUCGAGGCCGGCCGCAUCCCGCUCCCGCUCUACGCUGGGGAGGAGUCGUCCGCCGCGACGCCCGAGGGCUCCGGAGGCGCCGCCUCCGCGCCCAAGGACGGAGGAGGAGGAGGUGGGCACCGACGCGAAGAACGGAAGAGCGGCGGCGGCGGCGGCGUUGACGCGGGGAAGAGUUGCUCUAAGGCUGAGCAGGAGCGGCGCAAGGGCGUCCCGUGGACGGAAGAGGAGCACAGGUUGUUCUUGCUGGGUCUGGACAAGUUCGGCAAGGGCGACUGGCGGAGCAUCUCGCGCAACUUCGUCAUCUCACGGACGCCGACGCAGGUGGCGAGCCACGCGCAGAAGUACUUCAUCCGCCUCAACUCCAUGAACCGGGACCGGCGCCGCUCCAGCAUCCAUGACAUCACCAGCGUGACCGCCGGCGAGGUCUCCGCGGCCGGCGCACCCAUCACGGGCGGCCCGGCCUCCGCGGGGGCGAUGCGGAUGGGGUCCGCUGGCAUGAAGCACCACCACCCGGCAGCGCCGCCGAUGGGCAUGUACGGGCACGCGCCCAUGGGCCACCCAGUCGCGGGGCACAUGGUGGCGCCGGCGGCCGUCGGCACGCCCGUCAUGUUCCCGCCGGGUCAUCACUCGCCCUAUGUCGUGCCAGUGGGAUACCCGGCGCCACUGGCCAAGAUGCACCAAUGA
Miscanthus lutarioriparius is the source of this 891-nucleotide messenger RNA. The record is from the annotation of a GenBank genome assembly. NCBI's taxonomy places the organism in Eukaryota, Viridiplantae, Streptophyta, Magnoliopsida, Poales, Poaceae.